UCUCUCCCGGGCGUGAGCGCUCAGGCGCCUGUCCUUCGGCCUGGUUAACCCGGACACAGAGGAGACGGCCACGAAGAGACGAGGCAGUGAGGAACCGAGAGCGCGCGCGGCGCCUCCCGCCCCGGCACCAUGGCUGGGCUCAUCAAAAAGCAGAUCCUGAAGCACCUCUCCAGAUUUACCAAAAAUUUAUCUCCUGACAAGAUAAACCUAAGCACCCUUAAAGGUGAAGGUGAACUGAAGAAUUUGGAGUUGGAUGAAGAGGUGCUCCAGAAUAUGUUGGAUUUGCCUACAUGGCUUGCUAUCAACAAAGUUUGUUGUAAUAAAGCAUCUAUUAGGAUCCCAUGGACAAAACUGAAAACACAUCCCAUCUGUUUGACCCUGGAUAAAGUAAUAAUGGAAAUGAGUACAUGUGAAGAACCACGAAAUCCUAAUGGCCCAUCACCAAUUGCAACUGCUUCAGGACAGAGUGAAUACAGCUUUGCUGAAAAAGUAGUUGAGGGAAUCACUGUUUCUGUAAAUUCCAUUGUCAUCCGCAUUGGAGCAAAAGCUUUCAAUGCAUCCUUUGAACUUUCCCAGCUACGGAUCUAUAGCGUGAAUGCAAACUGGGAGCAUGGAGAUUUAAGAUUUACUCGUAUUCAAGACCCACAGAGAGGAGAGGUUUUGACAUUUAAAGAAAUAAAUUGGCAGAUGAUUCGAAUAGAGGCAGAUGCUACCCAAAGUUCACAUCUUGAAAUUAUGUGUGCUCCUGUUCGAUUAAUAACCAACCAAUCAAAAAUCAGAGUCACACUUAAAAGAAGGUUAAAGGACUGCAAUGUCAUUGCAACAAAGUUAGUUCUAAUAUUGGAUGACUUAUUAUGGGUUUUAACAGAUUCUCAGUUGAAGGCUAUGGUACAAUAUGCAAAAUCUCUUAGUGAAGCAAUAGAAAAAUCAACCGAACAAAGGAAGAGUAUGGCUUCUGAACCUACACAGAGCUCUGCAGCAGCCCCAUCUAUGCAGCAAGUGAAGACAUCACAUACUUCAAAUGCUCCUGAUCUAAAUGAUGCAAUUGUGAAACUAUUCAAUGACUUUGAUGUCAAAGAAACCUCCCAUCAUUUAGUGAUUUCUCAUCUAGAUCUACACAUAUGUGAUGAUAUUCAUGCUAAAGAAAAAGAGUCAAAUAGACGUAUUACUGGAGGGGCUAUGCAACUGUCUUUUACAAAACUGACUAUAGAUUAUUAUCCUUAUCACAAAGCAGGAGAUAGUUGUAAUCAUUGGAUGUAUUUUAGUGAUGCAACCAAGACAAAAAAUGGAUGGGCCAGUGAGCUGUUACAUGAAUUUGAGUGCAAUGUUGAAAUGCUUAAACAGGCUAUAAAGGAUCAUAAUGCAGGUUCACCUCCUAAAUCCCCAACACAUGCCUCUCCCCAGCACGCACAGACAGAGAAGGACUCAGCUCUGAAAGGGACUUCCAGAACACCUUCAGUAUUAUCUAAACAGUCCAAAGCUAAGUUAAUGUCUAGUUCUGUUGUGGUCAGACUUGCCGAUUUCAAUAUAUACCAGGUCUCUACAGCAGAACAAUAUCGUUCUUCCCCCAAAAGUAUGAUUUCUUGCAAUAAAAAAUCCCUGUAUCUUCCUCAAGAAAUGUCAGCUGUCUAUAUAGAAUUCACAGAAUAUUACUAUCCAGAUGGAAAGGAUUUUCCAAUUCCAUCUCCCAACCUUUAUAGCCAGCUGAAUGCACUACAGUUUACUGUGGAUGAAAGAAGUAUUCUGUGGUUAAAUCAAUUUCUGUUGGAUUUAAAACAGAGCCUUAGUCAAUUUAUGACUAUAUACAAGUUGAAUGACAAUUCAAAAUCUGAUGAGCAUGUUGAUAUUCGAGUUGAUGGCUUAAUGCUAAAGGUUGUUAUUCCUUCUGAAACGAAAUCUGAAUGUCAUCAGGAUCAACCACAUGCAAUUUCUAUUCAGAGUUCUGAAAUGAUUGCCACGAAUACAAGGCACUGUCCAAACUGUCGACAUUCUGAUCUAGAAGCCUUGUUUCAAGACUUUAAAGAUUGUGACUUUUUCAGUAAAAAUUAUACCAGCUUCCCCAAGUCAGGUGACAGUUUUAAUCUCCUGCAUCCAAUCUUCCAGAGACAUGCUCAUGAACAGGAUACCAAAAUGCACGAAGUUUAUAAGGGAAAUAUUACUCCCAAGUUGAAUAAACACACUCUUAAAACUUCUGCUGCCACAGAUGUGUGGGCUGUGUACUUUUCUCAAUUUUGGAUAGAUUAUGAAGGGAUGAAAAGUGGAAAAGGGCGACCAAUAAGUUUUGUAGACUCUUUCCCUCUUUCCAUCUGGAUUUGUCAACCAACAAGGUACGCACUGUCUCAGAAAGAGGUGCAGACUCGUAAUCAACCUCUAAAUACAUCACAAAGUGAAUCUAGUGAUCUGGCUGGCCGACUGAAGCGGAAAAAGCUCUUGAAGGAGUAUUACAGUACAGAGUCUGAGCCCUGGACAAAUGGUAGCCAGAAAUCUUCAGAUACAGUUUUAAGAUUUUCCUCUUCAUCAUCAGAUGCAGAUAUUCACGUCCUGGUUCAUGUUCAUAAACACGUCAGUAUGCAGAUCAAUCACUACCAGUAUCUAUUCCUGCUUUUCCUCCAUGAAUCACUUAUUGUGCUUUCAGAGAACUUAAGGGACGAUGUAGAAGCUGUGACUGGCAGUCCUGCUAGUCAGACAUCCAUUUGCAUUGGAAUUUUACUUAAAAGUGCAGAAGUGGCUCUUUUACUACAUCCGGUGGAUCAAACAAAUACUCUUAAGUCUCCUGUUUCUGAAAGUGUGAACCCAGUGGUUCCCGAUUAUUUGCCUACAGAAAAUAGAGAACUCUUGUCUUCAAAAAGGAAAGAAGUUAGUAAUGGUAUAAGUCAAAUUAGAAGUGUAACUGUUAAUCAUAUGUCAGAUAACAGAUCUAUGAGUGUUGACCUUAGCCAUGCCUCUUUGAAGGAUCCUUUGCUUUUUAAAUCAGCUAGUGAUACAAAUCUGCAAAAAGGUAUUUCUUUUCUGGAUUAUUUAUCAGAUAAAAAUUUAGAGAAAAUAAGUGAAGAUGAAAGCAGUGGAAUUCUUUGCAAAAGUGGCUCAGGGGAAAUUGGAUUAGAAACAAGGAACAAAAAGGAUUUAUCAUAUACAGAUUCAAAUAGUGUCUUAAACUACAGAGAACGUUCACGUAUGCUAUCAUUUGAUGAUGGUAAUCAAAACAUGCUUUCAAAUAGUUUAACUUGUAAAGGAAAUGAAACCAUAGAAUCAAUCUUUAAAGCUGAAGAUUUGCUUCCAGAAACAGCUUCACUCUCUGAGAACCUGGAAUGUGGUAAAGAAGAAGCACCCACAGUUAGAACACUUAAAUCACAGUCAUCUUUAAGUGGGAAACCUAAGGAACGGUGCCCACCAAACCUGGCUCCACUCUGUACUUCUGAUAAGAACAUGAAAAGAAGCUCCUCACAAACAUCAUUGGAUACCAUUUCACUGGACAGCAUGAUACUGGAAGAACAGCUGUUAGAAAGUGAUGGAAGUGAUAGUUUUCUAGAGAAAGGUAUUAAAAAGAAUUCGAGUACAAAUUAUCAGAGCCCAGCAGAUAGUGCAAAUGCUAGUGCAAAUCUACAGAAUUGUGGUGAAACCUCUCCAGAUGCCAUCAGUACGAAUUCAGAGGGUGCUCAAGAAAACCAUAGUGAUCUGAUGUCAGUCGUGAUGUUUAAAAUUAUUGGUGUUAAUGGGAAAAUUGACAUCCGAGGGAAAGAUACAGAAGUCUGUCUUCAAGUGGACCAAGUGACACCGGAUCAGUUAGGCAAUAUCAGUCUUCGGCAUUACCUUAGCAGUCGUUCAGUAGGCUCUGAUCAUAAAGCUGUUGUUCAUGCCAGAUCCUCUCCUGAGAUUUCGCUGAGGUUUGAAAGUGGGCCUGGUGCUGUCAUACACUCUUUGCUUGCAGAAAAAAAUGGAUUUCUGCAAUGCCAUAUAGAAAACUUUAGCACUGAAUUUCUUACAUCUUCUCUGACGAAUAUUCAACAUUUUUUGGAAGAUGAUACUGUUGCAACAGUGAUGCCAAUGAAGAUACAAGUUUCUAACACAAAAAUAAAUUUAAAGGAUGACAGUCCUCGGAGUAGUACAGUAUCCCUUGAACCCGCUCCUGUAACCAUUCACAUUGAUCAUCUUGUGGUAGAGAGAAAUGACGAUGGCUCUUUUCAUAUCAGAGAUUCUCAGAUGUUUAACACUGGAAAUCAUCUGAAAGGAAAUGUCACAAGUGAAUCAGUGCUGCUUCCCAGUGGAAAGUAUGAUCUGAAGAAACAGCACAGUGUCACUCAAGCCACUCAGACAAGUCCCAAGGUUCCUUGGCCUUCUCAGUCAGUUCCCUUUCCUGAGUGCUCCUUUGACGUCACUAGGGAACAGGUACUGGGGAAAAUGAAUUCAUUCUCAUUCCAUUUCAGCAAUUAAAAUAAAUGUUAGAUACUAAAUAAUUUAAAUUAUUUACUUAUUUAAGUAAUGUUUUUCGAGUGCCUCUUAUGAACCCCCACACUGUGUUAGAUGCUGUGGACAUAGUGUUGAGCAAGAUGGGGGCAGGCUCAGCCUUCAGAGAGGUUGCAGUCUAAUGGGAAGUAGAGGAGUAAGUGGGAGAGUGCUGGCUUCUCGAAUCCAGGAGCACUUCCUGGAGGACAUACUCAUUUUGAUGUCUUAUUUUUAAGUUGCAAAAGUAUUGUAAUAUUUCAGAAAUAUGUUUAAAACAACUUUAAUACAUUCUAACCUUCUGCAGUGCUAUUAGUACUACUUUAUUUUCCUCUCAGGCUCUUUUCCAUGAUUUUCCUAAACAGUUGUUAUUCUGAUGUAUAUACUUUAUUUUUUAAAUUA
Molecule: messenger RNA, 4842 nt
Organism: Miniopterus natalensis
Lineage: Eukaryota; Metazoa; Chordata; Mammalia; Chiroptera; Miniopteridae
Gene: BLTP3B
Product: bridge-like lipid transfer protein family member 3B
Source: RefSeq, a predicted model, not a curated record